This is a messenger RNA of Fibroporia radiculosa, 1629 nucleotides long. RefSeq lists its product as uncharacterized. Lineage: Eukaryota; Fungi; Basidiomycota; Agaricomycetes; Polyporales; Fibroporiaceae. The record is from RefSeq and is a predicted model, not a curated record. Gene Ontology annotation, molecular function: iron ion binding; monooxygenase activity; heme binding. The coding region runs from base 1 to 1629 and encodes 542 amino acids. The transcript is spliced from 7 exons.
AUGGCGCACGUUCUCUCAUUACCUGUCAUCGGUCAGGACAUCGUCUACUUGCUAAGCAUCGUCUCUCUUGGAGCCGUCCUGGUACAUCUGGUGCCUUACAUUAUCGACCCGCGCGGGCUUCGCGCAUAUCCUGGGCCGUUCUUCGCGAAAUUCACAGAUGUGUGGUUGAGCUUGACCGUCUUCUCGAACGCAUGGUCUGAGGCGGUCGAGAAGCUACACAAGAAGCAUGGCUCAUUCGUUCGCAUUGGACCAAAUCACGUCUCUAUCGCGGACCCCGCGGCGCUCCCGCUGGUCUAUGGACACUCAAGCGGGGCGCUCAAGGCGCCGUUCUAUGACGCGUUCGUCAAUUUCAAGCACGCAAGCAUCUUUUCGACACGUUCGCGCGCAGACCAUUCACGUAAACGUCGCAUCGAGUCGCACAUGUUCGCGCCAAAGAGCAUACGCGCACUCGAGGGCACGACGCGCGUGCAUUUUGGCAAGUUCGUAAGCCAGUGGGACACUCUAUGCAAAUGUGUCGAAGGAUCGACGACAGACGGCAUGAUGGGCUCGUCGAAGUGGACGGUCAAGGACGGGCGGGUUUGGUUCAAUUCCAUGAUCUGGUUCAGCUUCUGGUCUUUUGAUACUAUCAGUGAUCUUGCCUUUGGCUCUCCUUUCGGCAUGAUUCCCGCCGCAAAGGACGAAACCUGGGUCGCCAAAUAUCCCAAAGGAGGAGUCGAGACCUUUGAGAAGUCCUCAUUUGAAAUGGAGAAAAUACCCGUUAUCAGUGUGCUUUGUGCGCGCGUCGAAGUGGGCCCCGUAUUCGGCUUCCUGCCCUCGCGCUGGUGGCCGUUGGCCAAAUGGCAUCCACGCAUUCGAGAGGGAAAUGGGGCUACUGCGAAACUGGCGGGUUUGUCGAUCGCGUCUGUCUCGAAGCGCCUGGAAAAUCCCGAGGCGAGGGAGGAUAUGCUACAAAAGUUGCUAGAGGGGCGCGAUGAGGACGGGAGCCCAAUGAGCCCAGACGAAGUGGCCGCAGAGUCGUUGACCCUCAUCGUCGCUGGUGCGGAUACUGUCGCUAACACAUCAUGUGCUGCGACGUUUUACCUGGGCCGACAUCUCGACGCCCAGGCUAAGCUUCAAGCUGAACUCGACGAGGCGCUCAUCGAUAUUGAUUCUGACGUUGCACCGUACGAGGCGGUCAAGGAUCUGCCGUACCUCGACGCGGUGAUCAAUGAAGUACUGCGCCUACACUCGACCGUCGGCGCGGGAUUGCCGCGCAUUGUGCCUGAGGGUGGGAUGAACGUGCUCGGGCAGACACUCAAGGAGGGGACAUGGGUGAGUGUGCCGAUCUACAAUGUGCACAGGAGCACAGAGUUGUGGGGCGAGGACGCGGGUGAUUUCGUGCCGGAGAGGUGGAUCAACAUGGAAGCAGAUGCGAAGGUGGGGAUGAUGCAAGCGUUUGUCCCGUUCUCCGUUGGCCCAAGAGCGUGUAUUGGGCGGAAUCUCGCGAUUAUGCAGCUUCAUAUUAUGAUUGCGACGAUCUUCCGCAGGUAUAGCUUUGUAGUGGAAGGCGAUGGUCCUCUAUUGGUGCAAGACAGCUUAGUCAGGAAGCCCAAGGAGUGUAUUAUUGGCAUCAAGCGCAGGGCGUUUUGA